GUGUUGGAUUUGAUCAACACUGCUAAACAAAUACAUUAACAAAAUAUGUGCAUAAAUUUGUUAACCACUGUCAAACGGAAACUACUUACUCACGCUCCUGUAAUCAUGGCUGCAAGGCAAUCCAGCGACAUGGCAAAGUUCAAGGAAACUUUAAAAUCCGCUAAGAAUAUAGUGUUCCUUUCCGGAGCUGGUAUAAGUGCUGAAUCUGGUAUACCAACGUUCCGUGGGGCUGGUGGUAUGUGGAGGAAGUACCAAUCUGCAAGUUUGGCGACGCCGGAGGCCUUUGGGACCACACCGGCAUUAGUGUGGGAGUUCUAUCAUUACAGACGAGAAGUGGCGGCUAAGGCUCAACCUAAUGCGGGUCACAUAGCCAUAACCCAAUAUGAAGCAAACCACCCAGACAAGACAGUCACAGUGAUUACACAGAAUGUUGACGGACUGCACGCCAGGGCAGGGACAAAGAACUUACUAGAGCUCCACGGCAGCUUGUACAAGACCCGGUGCACCAAAUGUAAGGAAGUGUUGGUUAACACUGACAGCCCGAUUUGUAAGGCUUUGGAAAACCGUGGAGCACCAGAAGUUGACCAAGUAGGCUCUGAUAUUCCAGUAAGAGAUCUGCCACACUGUAAGAAACCAGAGUGCAAAGGACUGCUGCGACCCCACAUAGUGUGGUUUGGGGAAAGUUUGGAGUCGGCUGUGCUUGAGAAAACAGAAGCAGCAAUGGCCUCCUGCGACGUGUGCCUGGUAGUGGGAACCUCGUCAGUGGUGUACCCGGCGGCCAUGUGCGGCGCCACGGUGGCGGAGUUCAACCUGGAGCCCACGCCCGCCACGAGCGCCUUCAGCUACUACUUCCAGGGCCCGUGCGGGGAGACGCUGCCGAAGGCAUUGGCAGAUUAAGUGCCAGUUGCA
Molecule: messenger RNA, 909 nt
Organism: Cydia fagiglandana
Lineage: Eukaryota; Metazoa; Arthropoda; Insecta; Lepidoptera; Tortricidae
Product: NAD-dependent protein deacylase sirtuin-5, mitochondrial-like
Cellular component (GO): nucleus
Molecular function (GO): histone deacetylase activity, NAD-dependent; NAD+ binding; protein-succinyllysine desuccinylase activity
Source: RefSeq, a predicted model, not a curated record